CGCUCCAGCUCUGAACAGCUGAUUUCUCAUGCACGUGCGCCAUGUGCCAAUGCCAAGCGCAAAGCUUCGUAACGUGUAAAAUAAAUAUCGCAAUUAAAUACACCGAUACACGGUAUUUAAGUUUUGUUUGAUAGACUUUAUCAUCAUGUCAGAACCGGUGCCGUUACCGCAGAAAAAGUAUUACAGGCAACGCGCUCACUCGAAUCCCAUAGCAGACCACUGCAUAGAAUAUCCUGUGAAACCUGACUUAAUGGACUGGAGUUCGUUGUAUCCGUAUUAUUUUCCAAUUGACAAAGUAGAAUCUAACGAAACUAAUACACAGCAAAAAUGCGUGGAGUUUGCAGACAUUGGCUGUGGCUAUGGUGGAUUACUAGUUACACUAUCCCCCAUGUUCCCUGAUAGUCUGAUCAUCGGAAUGGAGAUUAGAGUGAAAGUUUCAGACUAUGUUACGGAUCGUAUAAUUGCAUUGAGAUCACAGAACCCUGGGCAAUACCAAAACAUUGCAUGUUUAAGGUCUAAUGCAAUGAAGUAUUUACCAAACUACUUUCACAAAGGGCAGUUGAAGAAGAUGUUUUUUUUGUAUCCGGAUCCACAUUUUAAAAAAUCAAAACAUAAAUGGAGAAUUAUAAACAAAACACUCCUGGCGGAGUAUGCUUAUGUUUUAGCUGAAGGAGCUAUUAUAUAUACAGUGACAGAUGUGAAAGAUCUACACGAAUGGAUAGUACAGCACUUUCGAGAGCAUCCUUUGUAUGAUGAUGUUUCCAAGGAGGAAUUGGAUGCAGACCCAAUCGUGGAGAAAUUAUAUGAAAGUACAGAGGAAGGCCAAAAAGUAACAAGGAAUAAAGGAGACAAAUUUCUAGCUGUAUUCAAACGAAUUCCAGAUCCGUAUAAUAAGGAAAUUAGUUAAUAUCGGCUACUUACCGCAAUAUAUGUAUAUAAAUAAAAUUAUUUUCUAUGAUCAA
Molecule: messenger RNA, 962 nt
Organism: Hylaeus volcanicus
Lineage: Eukaryota; Metazoa; Arthropoda; Insecta; Hymenoptera; Colletidae
Product: tRNA (guanine-N(7)-)-methyltransferase-like
Exons: 6
Coding region: 146-907 (253 amino acids)
Biological process (GO): RNA (guanine-N7)-methylation; tRNA methylation
Cellular component (GO): tRNA methyltransferase complex
Molecular function (GO): tRNA (guanine(46)-N7)-methyltransferase activity
Source: RefSeq, a predicted model, not a curated record